Rhodamnia argentea is the source of this 653-nucleotide messenger RNA. RefSeq names its product cytochrome c oxidase subunit 6b-3-like. Gene Ontology annotation, cellular component: respiratory chain complex IV; mitochondrion. Bases 183 to 644 code for a protein of 153 amino acids. NCBI's taxonomy places the organism in Eukaryota, Viridiplantae, Streptophyta, Magnoliopsida, Myrtales, Myrtaceae. The record is from RefSeq and is a predicted model, not a curated record. The transcript is spliced from 4 exons.
ACCAUAGAGAAAGCUCUCUAAUUUAGUUUGGACCGACUUAAGGACCCCUAGGAGACAAAGCAACCACCGAUUGCGAAAAUCGUCAUCACGCGUUGUUCCAAAACUCCCGGUCAGACGCCCGGACGUCGAGCUGAAGCUGAGACCGGAGUGACGGGGCAAGGAGGAGAAAGAAGAGGAGAAGGAUGUCGGCCUCGCAAGUCGAUCCGCACGACAAGAAGAGGUCGAGAGACGUCAACAAAGUGGCCAAAGGCGAGCAGGUGCCUCGCCCCGCCCACGACCCCAGCACCGUCUCGCGACCCCCUCCUCCUAAACAAGUGGACGAGGAACUCUCCAAGCCUAAGGGAUCCGCUCAUUCCGAUGACGGCAAAAGCAGUGAACCGGGCAAAUGGAGCGAGGAGGAGGAGGAGGAGGAAGAGGUGAUAGUUCUUGAAACGGCACCGUUGGACAUGCGCUUCCCCUUUGCUAACCAAACGCGUCACUGUUAUGCGCGGUAUCUGGAGUACCUCAGGCGCAUCCAAGAGAAGGGCAAGGAUGCUCCGGAAUGCGAGAAAUUCGCGAAAUACUACCGGUCACUAUGCCCUUCCGAAUGGAUUGAGAGGUGGAAUGAACAAAGAGAACAGGGCACAUUCCCUGGUCCAAUCUAAGGGGGCUCU